UCAAAAAUGAAAACAUACAUUUUCCUGCCUAUCUAGAACCUUCCGCUCACGACAUAAGGUGAGCGUCUACUCUUUCUAUAUCUAUGGUGGCGAGAACGUAAAAAUGACGAACGCGCUACGUUAAAUUUUAAGGACAAUAGGAGUAUGGAAAAAUUCAACAAACUCUGGGUCAGCCUGUGAAUUUUGAGUUAACUUGCUCCGAGUGGAGAAACCCAGGAUCUUCGCUAUCAGAACCGCCGAUUUCCAUGAGUUCGGUGGACUCGGAGUUGGUUCACCUGGAAGCAAGCGCAUGCACCAGCGCUAUUCAAAGCCUUCAUGCGGAUGCUUUCAGUGCACACACCAACGGCUCCAAAAAGAGAUCGAGUUAUUUCACGCCGCUAGAGCAGACGGUCCUCCUUCAGGCUUAUGAAGAGCAUGCUCACAUAUUUAGUAAAAAGAGCAACAAGGCAGCAGCAGCUAAAGCGAGACAGGCUGCAUGGAAGAGCGUUGCUGCCCGAGUCAAUGCGUGUAACUCAGGGGAAAGACGGACUUGGAUGCAACUGAAAAUGAAGUAUAAAAAUAUGAUUCAGAAAGCUAACAGAAAACGGGCUGCGGCCCGUAAAAUCGACAGUGAGCUACUAAUCCCACCCCUGACUGAGGCGGACGGGCUGGCCAUCACCCAAAGCUCCCCCAGACCUGUUUCCGAAGGCACCUCUGCAGACAGCUCACCUGAACCGGGGGCCCACCAAGACACAGGUACCUAUGUCAGAGCAGGUACAGACGGUGUUUACGUUGUUGAGCCUUCAGCCACUGCAACAGGGGAAGAGCCUGCAGUCGAGGAUGAUGUUCUGUCUGCUGCCACCAAGAAGGAAGCUGAGAUUCAUACUGAAAGAAAGGCUGGCCACUACCAGGACGGGGUUCCACCAACCUCCACAGCACGGCUCGACACAGUGGGCUUUUAACAUUACCAGUAGGAGAGUUGUACAGGCAUCACCUCCUUAAGACUAUUGAGAAAACGGAUAAAGAAAUCACGUAUUUGGACCGCCAAAUCAAGAAAGCGGACCUAGAAAUUCUUAUACUGGAGCGCCAGUUGAGGUGGGUGCAUUUCCUUCACAGGUCAAACAUAAUAACACCAUUACAAAUCCUAAUAUUAGUAUUUGUCUAAUAUUCUUCUAGGGAAUAAAGAAGACUGAAUUAUUUAUUAUUUGGUGGAGAGACUUGUUAGGAGACUAUCCUUACAUCUGGGAUGUCUGAAAGGAGUUGCGGAGAACUCAUGCUACAGUAGUGUCACAUGAUUGACCUGCUAGAUUGACCUUAUAGUGGAACUGGAACAAGAAUCUAGGAGCUGGUCAUCUGAACCUCAAGUCCCAGCUCAUGGCUGCGGGUAGUGGACCGCUCUCUGCCCUGUCCUUAGCUGGUAUUUAUGAAAUCAUCUUAUGACUACUGUGAAUACAUUUGAGCAUAGAGUGGUGGGAAUAACACGCAAAGCUUUAGGUUUAAUAGUGCAUCCAAAUACGGAACUCACACUAUACAUUUGAGUUGUUUGGUGUGAUUUGUACUAUUAGUUAAGACCUUAUUACAUACUCAACAGUGGGAUUAUUAGGCACUAUAAUGCCUAAGGGUUGUUCUGGUGCCAACUCUGUAGCUCUAAGAGUUGUUACUUAAUGGUGAAGACGACUUGCUGAAGUUAAAACCAACCAUCAAAAUGGAGACUUUGUUCUCUAAGGUUUACAGAGAACAGCACAAAACAGAGGAAGCAUCGAGUGAGCAACAGUCGUGUGCAUAAAAAUGUCUUUGAGUUUAGAGGUUAAAGGCGAAUGGGCAACAGAAGCUCAAAUAAAACUUUGUCACUACCAAGCAGACAGAGCUUUUCUGUUCUGUUUCUCUAAAAGUCUGGAACUCCCUUCCUCUGACUCACAUCAGUUCUCUGACUUCCUUUGAAGGCCAGCUAAACACAUCUUUUUAAAUCCGAUUUUUUGUUGUUGUUAUUCUGUGUUUGCUGAAGCACUUUGUGAUUUUCAUCUUGAAAGGUACUGUACAAAUAAAAUUUCACUUACAAAGAUAUGCAGAAUACCAUCUGUAAUUCUUAGAGCAGAUGGGCUGCAGCAACAGACGAUGGCACCGGAGCAGCUGCUCCUGUGAGCAGAAAACUGAGGCAAUACAAUAUCACUGUUUGGGCAAUUUAUCUAGAGCAAAGAAGAAAAGAAGAGGGCUUUUUAAUACAAGGGCUUUUAUUGGUCAAUUUAGCCAAGUUGUUGAGUUGAAAUCUGCAAAAAAAAAAAUUUUUAAAAGAGCUCAAUCACAGGAGAAAUGCCUCCAAAUGUCACUUUAUCAUGCAUCUUAAAGGUUGAACUCUUCAAGGAUGACCAAAUAUUAAGCUCAUUU
This is a messenger RNA of Gambusia affinis (western mosquitofish), 2364 nucleotides long. RefSeq lists its product as uncharacterized. NCBI's taxonomy places the organism in Eukaryota, Metazoa, Chordata, Actinopteri, Cyprinodontiformes, Poeciliidae. The record is from RefSeq and is a predicted model, not a curated record. Bases 246 to 941 code for a protein of 231 amino acids. Gene Ontology annotation, cellular component: nucleus. The transcript has 7 exons.